Messenger RNA from Pelagomonas calceolata, 876 nucleotides. NCBI's taxonomy places the organism in Eukaryota, Pelagophyceae, Pelagomonadales, Pelagomonadaceae. The record is from the annotation of a GenBank genome assembly.
AUCUGCCGCGACUUCCAGCGCGGCAUGUGCAACCGCGGCGACAACUGCCGCUACUCGCACGACGGGAACGCCCCGGCGGGCCCGCCGCGCGGCGGCGGCGGCUUCGGCUCGAACGCCUGCUACGAGUGCGGCGAGAUCGGCCACUUUGGUCGAGAGUGCCCCGUGCGGCUCCGCAACGGCGGCGUCCGCGGGCCGACGGUCUUCGGCCCGCGCGGCGGCGGCGGCGGCGGCGGCGGCUACCAGGGCCCGGGCCCGUCCUACGGCGGCUACGGCGGCGGUGGCGGCGGCGGCCGCGACCAGAAGCGGUCGCGCUCGCGGUCCCGCUCCCGCUCGCGCAGCCGCUCCCGUUCGCGAGGGCGCCGCCGCGACCGCUCCGCAUCUUCUAGAUCGUCCUCACGCUCGCGCUCGAAGUCGCGCUCGAAGUCGCGCAGCAAGUCGCGCAGCAAGUCGAAGUCUCCCGAGCCGGCGGCAGACAAGAAGGAGGACGAGAAGCCCUACGAGCCCGAGGAGGCCGCCGCCGCCGAGCCUGAGCCGGCCGCCGCGCCGGCUGAGGCCGCGGACGAGGCCAAGAAGACCUGGACGGCCGACGAGAUCGGGAAAAUGACGGUCGCGAAGCUCAAGGAGGCGCUCACCACGCUCGGCCUCGACACGAGCGGCCUCAAGGCCGCGCUCAAGGACCGCCUCACCGACGCCAUGGGCCUCUAGAGGCUCGAUCAUCCCCCUUCCCUUCCCCGUGUGCGCGCCUGCGACAGUAACGUUGUCACACGACGCCGGCCGGCCGGCCGCCGAGCAUUCUUCGGCCGGGCGCUAACUAACGAGGGGGUCGACAGAGCUAUAUGAUAACACUAUCGAGGUCAGGCGUGCGGUCUAGGCGUG